CGAGGUAUGUUCGGCGGUUCAAGCUAAUAUUCACAUGUACCCCUCUCGACGUCGCCUUUUGUGUGUGUUUUGUAUCUUACCUGUUACGAUUUAAACACCGCGGAACAAAGGUCGCUGCUUUAAAGAAAGACGAGGAGGGCGGAGGACGCGGCGUCUUCCCUUCUGUGUCCGCUAGGCUUCCAUUGUCUUGUAAACAAAGUGGCUAGCUAGCGCGCGCUAGCAUGCAUUGGCGAGCAUCGGCGGGGAGACUAUGGACCUUUUUACUCCCUCUUCUCGAUCUAACUGAUAAUCUCUGCCCAAUCCAGUGAUGAUUUCAACAAUGUCUUAACGCCGAUGCGGAGCAAGGACUGGGAGCUAAAUACGGGGACGAGGAAAAAGUGGCACAACGACACUGUGAGACGUGGGAUCUUCUCCAAAGCUGCAGGCUAGAACCAAGUGGACGUGAAGGAUUGUAUGGGUGUCCUCCAUUGUAUGCACAUUUAGCACCCCGGACAGAUGGAAAAGAGGGACCGAAAACCGGGAUAUUUUGCCAGGCUGAAGAGGCGGAGACAGCUCAAACAGAGCCAAUCUGAGAAGGUCGUGAACGAUAACAGCACGGCGGUCAUCUCCUGUCCGGACGUGCCAAAUGAGGGUGAACCCAACAAGAAGGCAGGCCUGCAUAGUAUAAUAACAAAGACACCUGCUGGGUCAGCUGAUGGCUGUAAAAGUAACAACCCAGCAAAGAGGGAGAAGAGAAGGCCGCCAGGGACAGUUGAGUUCAUUGUGGGACCAAAUGACACCCUCAACAGCAUCGCCCUCAAAUUCAAUAUCACCCCAAACAAGCUGGUGCAGUUGAACAAGCUCUUCUCUCACAGCGUCUACCCUAGUCAGAAGCUGUUUGUCCCCGAUGUGAGCCAGGCCGACACAAUGUCCACCAACCCAUCCCACACGAAUGGUUCUUCUUUGGAAACAACACAGAUUACUUCCACAAAGGCAACUUGUUUUUCCACUCUACUGGAUGGAGGUCCAAACUGCUGUUCGGAAAGGUCAAUCCGACGACAGCUCUCCCCUAAUUCAGAGGACGAGAGCCCAGCAACGGUUAAAUUCAUUAAGAUGAGCUGCAAGUAUUUCACUGAUGGAAUGGGAGUUGUAGGCGGUGUGCUGAUCGUGACCCCCAACAACAUCAUGUUCGACCCCCACAAAUCGGACCCACUGGUCAUUGAGCACGGCUGCGAGGAGUACGGCCUCAUCUGCCCCAUGGAGGAGGUCGUCUCUGUGGCGUUGUACGACGACGUCUCACGCAUGAAGCUGAAAGAUGCCCUACCGUCCGACCUACCCCAGGAUCUGUGUCCUGUCUACAGGCCUGGUGAUUGGGAGCAGCUGCCGUCAGAGCAGGACUUGAACCCUUUUAGUCGCUACGAAGCUCUGGAUGCAAAACAGCCUAUCAUUUUGGACGACUUGGAGUCGGCCCCCUCAGAAACUGAGAGCACAGAAGGAGAGCAUGCCGAUAAGUCUCCCUCGGAUGAAGGCUUCACCGAGUUGGAGCCUACAGUCAAUGGGAGCAUUGAAGAAGGAGAGGGAUCAUUCUCAACAAAAACACUUGAAAGUGACAGCAGGGAUCAACAAGACAUCCAAGAACCAAAGAGCCCCGGCAGGAAGGAAUCCCAGGAGACGUUUCUGUUUUGCCAAACUAAAGAGAAGCAGGAGGACGAAGAGGAUGAAGGCUUGGCUCAGAACAGCUUAGUAGAAGACGGUGAGUCCAUCCUGUCAUCUUCAGAGACGGGAAAAUCGGAGAAGUUGCGCAACACGUCGAGAAGCAGAGCAGAAACCAAAGAAGAACCUAAUGGGACCAAAGAGCUGCCGAAGUGUGCACAGCAUGAGGGUAUCACAAAGUUAUGUGAGACUGCAGAGGUGUCCUCAGACCUGGAAGGUCAUGGGAAUGCACAGAGACCUGCCAAGGUGGCGCAACUCAGUGAGGAGGAGAGGCGGAGGAAGAGCUACCAGGCGGAGAUGAAGUCAUGGCUGCUGGAGAGGAUGCAGGCUCCAAUUGAAGACAUGCUUUUCUCGUCAGAGGAGAAGAGUAAGAACCCGCCAAUGUUCCUCUGCUUCAAAGUGGGCAAACCAAUGCGGAAGUCAUUCGCCACUGGGAUGACCUCCAGCCCCGCCCACUCAUUCGGAAGCUUGGGCAAGCAGCCCGAGUACUGGUUUGCUGUGCCACAGGAGAGGGUGGACCAUUUGUAUGCAUUUUUUGUCCAGUGGUCUCCCGACGUUUAUGGCAAAGAGGCCAGAGAGCAGGGCUUCAUCGUGGUAGAGAAGGACGAGCUGGACAUGAUCGACAACUUCUUUGGUGACCCAGCGUCUUGCAGCUGGGAGAUCAUCACAAUCGACGAGGCCAAACGGAGGCAGAGUUUCGGCAGCUGUGAUGCAGAGCUGUGUGUGGACAGCCUACUGCCCUUACUAAGCGAUGCCAGCAGUCUGCUGCAGGACGCACAAAUUGAGAAGCUGGCCUGUCGCUUGCCGGCCCGUGUGCAAGGCUACCCAUGGAGACUGGCCUACAGCACCGUUACGCACGGCACCAGCCUCAAGACACUCUAUAGGAAUCUUGCUGAUGUGGAUAGUCCAGUGCUGCUGGUCAUCAAAGACCUGGAUAACCAGGUCUUCGGGGCGUUCGCCACUCAUCCCUUCAGAGUGAGCGAGCACUGCUACGGCACGGGCGAGACCUUCCUCUACAGCUUCUGUCCUGAGAUCAAGGUGUACCGCUGGACAGGCGAUAACUCUUACUUUGUCAAAGGCAAUAUUGAUUCACUGCAGAUGGGAGGAGGAAGUGGUCAACUGGGUCUGUGGCUUGAUGCCGGGCUGUAUCGCGGCACCACCACCAAAUGCGCCACUUUUAACAACCAGCCGCUCUCCACCCGCCAGGACUUCAACAUCCACAGUCUGGAGGUGUGGAGCUUUGAGUAGCUCCCCCCAGCAUUCAAGCCUACCACAGACAUGCUUCACUUUCUGCUCUCACAAAUCCUUUUACAGCACAGCUUGUAGGUAAAUCUAAGCUGCCUGAUUGGAUGCUUAAUGAUCUGUGAGGGGGUGGCGGAAAGCAGUCGUUUCAAGAAGGCAGGGUCAGCAUCACGUGAUUGUAAGCCCCAGUCUGGUCGCUUGUGUUUAAUUAGCUGCCUUUCACCUUUAAAAGUCUCCAGGUUUCCCUCUGAUAUGCAGACUUGCCUUAGUGCCACAACAUUGUGAGAAAUGAAGAAAAAAAGAAGAGGGCUGUUUUUCCUUAAAAUUAAAAGCAAUCGUGUGAAUGUACAGGAACUCAUUUUGGAAGAAACUGAAGCAGUCUAGAAAGGUUUCUGACCAUUCACCAUUUCAUUUGUUUAAAAAAAAAUGCCGCACCUCCUCUAAAUGCUACUUUGAUUUUCGAACUGAAUCAAUGUUAAAUUACAUCACAAUAAGUGGUUUCAUUACCUCCACCCAAAACACCCUUUUUGCAUCGACCAAAUAUUAUUUUUCUGUGUGAACUUGUCACAUUUUUAUAUGAUUUUUUUUUUUUCCUAUGAGUAUUUUUUUUAUCGUUUAUUUUUAUUGAGAUGUUAUUUUGUUCAGCGGACUGACGUAACCCAACAAGCACUAGAAUUCGAUCACUGAUUUUUUUGUUUUGUUUUAAAGCCAGUAGAACAGGGGUGUCCAAAUGGUUUUACCCGUAGGACCGUGCCACUUUCAUAGAAUUAACCCAUUAUUAUUAUUAACCAAUUUAAAGAAGAGAUAUGCUAAACAGGUAAAUAUAUUCAAAGAAAAAGAGUCUACGUGUCAACUGUGUAUUAUUUUUCAUUUCUGUGAGGCUCUCAUCCCCCUCUGUAGAAUGUAAUUUUAUUUUUAGACAAACCCAGGGUCCAAUAAAAAAAAAAUGCAGCGGGCUGCAAUUUGGACACCCCUACCGCAGAAGAAUCACGUUUUGCACUACAGGAUUUAAGACCAGUCUAACGCUGUAUUGUGGAGUUAUGUAAUUUAGCAUUUCUUUGGAGAAAAACACUUAAUGUGACUGAAUGUUGUCCAAACACCACUACAAAAGAAAAGGGAUCACUCAAUGCACUCUACUAAUGCCACUGACAAAACAUUUAGAUCACACAAAUACAUUUAAUUAUGUCGUGCAGUGAGUGUAUGGAUAUAUUGUUCUACAUACAUCAGUGUUGUCGUAAUGAGUUAGCGCUCCAUGUGUAAAUGAGCUUUGUUCUUGUGUUGUAACUGUGAAUGCACCUGAAGUAUUAUUUUCUUGUGAAUCCCAAACUGCUGUCUUCUGUAAGGAUCUAUUUAUUAUUAUUGUGUUAUGGCAACUACAUUUAAGCCUGAAUAAAUGUUGUAUACAUGUC
Messenger RNA from Nerophis ophidion (straightnose pipefish), 4343 nucleotides. RefSeq names its product nuclear receptor coactivator 7 (gene ncoa7b). The record is from RefSeq and is a predicted model, not a curated record. Lineage: Eukaryota; Metazoa; Chordata; Actinopteri; Syngnathiformes; Syngnathidae. The coding region runs from base 496 to 2940 and encodes 814 amino acids. Gene Ontology annotation, biological process: regulation of transcription by RNA polymerase II; response to oxidative stress. Gene Ontology annotation, cellular component: nucleus. The transcript is spliced from 18 exons.